Molecule: messenger RNA, 819 nt
Organism: Closterium sp. Naga37s-1
Lineage: Eukaryota; Viridiplantae; Streptophyta; Zygnematophyceae; Desmidiales; Closteriaceae
Source: the annotation of a GenBank genome assembly
AUGAAAGGGACGGUCUCUGGGGCGAAGUCAUGUACCCAGGCUGGGAUGGCCGCGGUGGCCUCUGGGUGUCUGGCUGUGAGCGUACUGAGGACUUCAGCGCUCGGCGUGCAGACGGGCAUGGCAGUCAGAGUCUGCAGUGAUUUCGCCAAGUUCCCUCUUUUUGCCAAACCUUCGGCCCGCGAGAGCUUGCCAGUGACGUCAGGUACGUGGCGUGGUUGGGGAUUACUGAUCAUUCGCCUGCCCCACCACAUCAGCGACCCUGCCUUCGCUGCUGCCCCUCGUCAACGCUCUCCUGCCCCUCCUGCCAUCCACCACUGCUCCCGCUGCUGCUGCCCCCACCUGCUUCUGCUGCUCCUCCCCCUCCCCAAACCUCCCGAACCAGCUUCCGCCACAACCACCCCUGCCCUCUCCACCUCUCCCUCCCCUACUCCACCCCUCUCCACCACACUCAACCCACCUCCUGCCCUCGACCUCACCCCGAUCCCCUGGCUGGUCGACCGCCGCACCGCCAUCCUGCACUCCCUGCGUUCCCAAGUGGCGGCAGGGAGGGCGAUCAUAGGGGGCGGGGCGGGCACGGGGAUAAGCGCCAAGUGCGAGGAGAUGGGGGGCGUGGACCUGAUUGUAAUCAAGUCAGUGCCGGUGCUAGCAGGCGUGUGCGCCACGGACCCCUUCCGCCAGAUGCCUCUCUUCCUGCGCCGCCUCGCCGCCCUCGGCUUCGCGGGCGUCCAAAACUUCCCCACAGUGGGCCUCUACGACGGCUCUUUCCGCACCAACCUAGAGGAGGACCAACAUGGGGUACCCCGCUCGAAGUCGCCAUGA